This is a messenger RNA of Manihot esculenta (cassava), 329 nucleotides long. RefSeq lists its product as uncharacterized. The record is from RefSeq and is a predicted model, not a curated record. Lineage: Eukaryota; Viridiplantae; Streptophyta; Magnoliopsida; Malpighiales; Euphorbiaceae.
AUGAAGUGUCAUGUGAAAGAGAUCGUACUUCACCGGGUUAGCGUGCCAAAGAAAAUGACGUUGAACCUUCUUGACUCCGAGUUGCAUCUCAAGAUACUUCUUCUGGGGUAUUGAAAGAAUAUUUCUUUCAGAUUGGGAAUGUCUUUCUCUGCGAUGAUUACUGAGAAUGCUCCCCAGUUGAAGACUUCAAAAAACGGUGGCACAAAAUUAUCAGAUAUAAUGACAGGUACACACUCGUAAAAGAUGGCUUCGACAACUCUCGGGCUGUUGACCUCGUAACCCUUGGGACAAAUGCAGUACUUGCUGCUCUUCAUGUGUUGGAUGUAAUU